Molecule: messenger RNA, 857 nt
Organism: Cuscuta campestris
Lineage: Eukaryota; Viridiplantae; Streptophyta; Magnoliopsida; Solanales; Convolvulaceae
Source: the annotation of a GenBank genome assembly
CCACGAUUUCGUCACGCUUUCACUUUUAUCUUUCAGAUGAAUUCAUUUCCCCUCUCUCUCUAUAUAUAUGUAUUCAUGGCUGACCCUAAUUCACAAUUCAACAUAGCUUCCCAGCUAAUUAGUCAAACCCCAUUUUACCUACCUCAUCAUAAACCAUCAGCUGCUUCAUAGCUUACUCAAACCUCCCUCAUUGGUUAGGAGGCUAGCCGCCGAGCAACAACAACAACCGCCGGAAGCGAAGGCCGUGGCCUCGGAGGCGGAAUCGAUAAUGUCUGACGGGACCGGGGCUGUUAAGCACCCCAAGUACCGGGGAGUCAGGAGCCGGAGCGGCAAGUGGGUGUCGGAGAUACGAGAGCCCCGGAAGACCACCCGCAUUUGGCUCGGGACCUACCCCACCCCUGAGAUGGCGGCAGCCGCGUAUGACGCGGCUGCCCUCGCUCUCAGGAGCGGGGAUGCGGUGCUCAACUUUCCCGCAUUUGCUGGGAGCUACCCCGCCCCGCUUUCCACAGACGGGGCGGGAAUACGACGUGCCGCCGCCCUCGCUGCCUCAAUGAUGAAGCCGGAAACGAGCGCGGGUGUGACGGGUCGCCUUGAAAGGAGCGAUUUUAGGGUUUUCGGCGCAAGGUAUAUCGACGAAGAGGAGUUGUUCGGCAUGCACAACUUGUUGGUCGACAUGGCGGGGGGGAUGAUGGUGAGCCCGCCACGGAUGAGCUUGUCGCCGACGCCCGAUGACUUGUCGGAAAAUGCCGAAACCGAAAGCCUUUGGAACUAUUGAAUUGGAUAGUUUAGAUUAUUGAUGAAUAAUGAUCCUUCAAUUUCAUUAUCUUCUCUUCACUAAAUGAAAUGCUUUAAUUUCU